UUGUUUUAUUAGGAUUAAAAGUGCCAUUUUUUGCGACGAGCAAAUUUUGCAUUUGCGAGGCGGAGCGAAGCGAAGCCGAGCGGAUGCAAAAUUGCGAGUCAAAAACUGACUUUUAAUCCGAAUGAAACAUACUACUUUUUCGCCAGCCAAAAAGUAAAUCUCAAAAAUACAAAAUAUUGAUAACAAUAAUAUCGAGCAGAAAUGAAUCAAUCUGCAAAGUAGUCUGGUAUCCACGUCGUCAAGGCUUUUUUUGUUUGCUUACAUACCAUUGUUUUGUGAAAACGUUUGCAGUGUUAAUAAUGAAUCCUGAAGAAGAGUUACCUCCCGAUGUGCUAGAAGAAGCACAAAACGUGGUACUGAACUUGUUACCAACAAAAUCGCGCGAAGUGUAUGAGUGCGCGUAUACCCGCUUCAUCAAAUGGUGCGAAGGGAAAAAGAUUCAAACUUAUUCUGAGAACGUCCUAUUGGUAUAUUUUUCCGAAUUGGCUACAAAAAUGAAGUCAUCCACACUGUGGUCGCAGUAUUCCAUGGUGAAAGCAACUUUAAAUAUAAAAAAUGGCAUAGAAAUCGGAAAGUAUUCAAAAUUAAAAGCGUUUAUAAAGAAACAAGGAGAAGGAUACGUUCCAAAGAAAUCAAGGGUUUUAACUAAUGAACAAAUAGAAGUUUUCUUAGACACGGCUCCGGAUUUCAAAUUCCUGAUGAUGAAAAUUGUUGUAAUCUUUGGCGUUAGCGGAGCUUGUCGGUGUCACGAACUAUUACAAAUAAAAACUGAAGAUAUUGAAAAUAUUAAAGCAGGUUUAUUGGUAAAAAUUCCUGAUACCAAAACGAAAAAACCCAGAUCAUUUACGGUUAUGGGGGAAAAGUAUUUGAAAUUUUACGAAAAGUAUGUUGCGCUUCGUCCAAAAAUGUUUAAUGAAGGUCGGUUUUUUAUUAAAUAUGUCGACGGAAUGUGCCAUCGACAAGUAGUUGGCAUUCAUAAAAUUAGUGGUGUACCCCAAGAAGUAGCCAAAUAUUUAAAGCUAGAAAACUUUAAAGAAUACAGCGGACAUUGCCUACGUCGGACUUCUGCCACGCUUUUUGUGGAUUCUGGCGGUGAUAUUACGUCCCUCAAGAGGCACGGUGGGUGGAAAUCUGACAGUGUAGCCGAAGGUUACAUAGAAGAGUCUCUUAAACACAAAAAAGAUGUAGCAAAAAAAAUUUUUCGUUUGGAAGAACCAGGUACAAGUAGUGAAACCACAAGUAAAAUACAUGAAGACGCAACGAAUAGGAAUGUGAGCGAAGUAAACCUAGAAGAAUCAGGUACAAGUAGUGGAACUACGAAUAGAAUGAUCACACGUGAAGACGGAAUAAGUAGGAAUGUGGGAGCAGUAAACCUGAAUUUUGACACUGUGACCAACCAGACAGCAGGAGCGGUAGAAGUGUUAGCGCAAAAUAUUAUUACUGACCGCAUGAAAAAUGAUAAUAGUGACGGAAAAUCUUUAAUCCAAAUCAAUCGCAGUUGUUCUUAUUGUACAUUCAAUAUUAAUUUUAAAAUUUAAAUAAUUAAUAACAAUGUAAGUUAAUAAUAAAAUUGGAAAAUAUUAA
Molecule: messenger RNA, 1584 nt
Organism: Zophobas morio
Lineage: Eukaryota; Metazoa; Arthropoda; Insecta; Coleoptera; Tenebrionidae
Exons: 2
Coding region: 300-1538 (412 amino acids)
Biological process (GO): DNA recombination; DNA integration
Molecular function (GO): DNA binding
Source: RefSeq, a predicted model, not a curated record